AUGUCACUUCAGCAAGCUUUUGUUUUGCACACGCCAGCCUCACUCAAAUGGACUGCAGCCCAAGAAAAGAGUCUGAGCAGAGACUACCCGUUUCAAGAUCAUGAUCCAGCAGAUCCAGCCCUCUUUGUCCAGUGCACCUACCUUCACUUUCUAUGGCUUCCUCAUUCAAUCAUGCCAUUCUCUCUCUUUAUUACAUCUCUUCUCCGCAUUCGAGGCACUCCGGAUCUCGCAGAAGACCAGCCACAUCCUCUUCACCCCUUUAUCGAACCUCUCCUUCUCUCUCUUCGCGCAGCCGCGAACAAGUACCAUAAUGAGCUUCCUCAGAUUCUCGCAGACGGAGGCGGUGCAGGCGAAGCAGAGGAGAGCAUGAUGUGGUAUGCUUUGGGGUAUGAGAAAGUUGAUGGCAGCGCAGAGUGUGGCGAACACCUCAGCGGAGAAGAUAACACGAUGCUAGAAGAGAAAUGGAGGUCAGGUUGGCUCGAGCGCAUGGAGCAGCGUGAGGAAAUUCAGAUCCUGCUCUAUUUCCUCAAGCUCUCUCUUCCUGGACCAUGCACCCCAUUACCGCCUGUCGAAGUACCACCCACCGAUAAUAUUUCAUUUAUUUCGCCCAUCAAACCCAGCCGUUCACGGAAAAAGAAGAAGGAAAAACCAAACUUGAUCAUCCCGUCUUCGAUCGAGCGUCUCGAGUCCUUCAUGGACAAACUCUCAAUGUGGCAGCUCGUAUCACUUAUGAAUACUUCUUGCACUGAGAUUGCGACCCGCAACAAGAAUGAACGUGACUGGAUGCAAAAGUUUUGUGAGGAUGUAGUUGAACCACUGUUCAAAUCAAAACUCCCGGAACAAUGUGCCCUCCUGCGCUCCAAACUCUUCCCAAACUCUCCCUUCUCCGACGAACCUUCUUCUCCCGGCCCAUCUACAGAGAAAUCACUUCAUGGGUAUCGUUCUCAUCAUUCAUCAUCGACUACUGCAGCAGGCUCACAAAGUGGUGUAACAAUAAGGGCCCCUGCUCGCACUCGCUCGUUGUCCAUUUCGCUCGCCCAGGAAAAAGAAAAGGAACGUGCAGCAAGCGUAGGCGCAACGCAGGACAAGGCACUUCAGCGUGCACUAACCCGACAGAUCAGCAUGUCUCGUACAUGGAAGGGGAAAGACCGGUCGACAGCCACGGUGUCACAGGCAGAUACAAAGAUGCCUGCUGCAACCGCUAAGCGUAUCAUCGGGCGCACUGAUUCCCAGUCCCAAUCCUCCCAAUCUCGCGCAGCACCGGCGAUCACCCUCGUAACAGCAACGCCUGUGAAGAAACCGCCUCCCCGUGUCAAAUGCGUCAGCUCGGAGGUCAAGUCCUAUACCUAUUGCUGGGACUCGAGUCUUACGCUGCUCGACACAGAUGACAACGAGCUUCCUUGCACAUCUGUCCCUUUAUUUGACUUCUCCUCUGACAGCCUGGGCAAUGUGAUGGAGGAAGACGAGGAUGCUGAGGGGGAAAUAUGGCUCCCAAACUCUUCGCCUGAUGUGUUGUUGCUUGGAAAGAGCGGGUGGGACAUAAGUGCCAAGAAACGCGUUCCGUCGGCUGUUCUGAAUUCGGAUACCCCCGUUAGGAAGCGGGUGAAGCUUGGGAGGUAG
Suillus discolor is the source of this 1620-nucleotide messenger RNA. RefSeq lists its product as uncharacterized. Lineage: Eukaryota; Fungi; Basidiomycota; Agaricomycetes; Boletales; Suillaceae. The record is from RefSeq and is a predicted model, not a curated record. Bases 1 to 1620 code for a protein of 539 amino acids. The transcript is spliced from 5 exons.